AUGAUGAAAAUGAAAAGUUCAACUAUACUUAUCUUACUCUGCCUAAGUAUUCAAAUGUUUGUUUGCAAAAAUGAAACUUUUGAUAGAAAUUAAAGAAUUCUAAGAGAACUUGCUGAAACCCAAGACACUUGCUUAUAUGUCUUGCUAGAUGCUGGAUCAUCGAGUACUAAAAUUAGACUCUAUAAGUCUGUAUGUAGAAGAUCUUCUUAAAUUCCCUAACUUGAGGCUCUUACCCCAAAAAAUAAUAAAGGAAAGGAUCUAUACCCUGAUAUAAUAUAAGUGGGCGAUAAUAAAAAGAAUGCCCUUACUAAAGUCGAAUUAAAUGAAACUGCCUUCACUAAUUACUUUAAUGUAGCUUUUGAAAUCAUCAAAAACAUGAAGCAAUUUUAUAAAUUCGAUAUCAAGCCUUUCUUAUUUUUGAGAGCUACUGCUGGUGUUAGAAAACUCCCAUAACAGUAGUAAGAAAAAAUUUUGAAUCUUGUAAGAACAGUUUUUAGAAAAUAAGAUAGCUUCUAUUUCUUAGAUGACUCUUGGGCUAAAGUGAUCACUGGAGAAGAAGAAGGUUUAUUCUUAUGGAUUUCUGUUAAUUAUGCCUACUAAAAUAUCAAGCACUAAAAUAAUUAGUAAUUUGAUAUUCAGAAAACUGCUGCAGUUAUUGAUGUUGGUGGUGUUUCUGCUUAAACUGCCUUUCAUAGUACUUAAAAUAAUAAACUCAUUGAUUUACCUGAAAAAACUAGAGUUUAGAUAUACUCAAAUACAGAUUUGGGAUAUGGAAAUGAUGCAAUCCUUGAAUCUUUGUUAGAAAGUACUGAUUCAGCAAGUUGCUUCUAAACGACUAACGGUUUUUCUGGAAAAGUUAAAAAUAAGCAUGAUGUAGAAGUUGAAGUAACUGGUAAUUAUGAUUUUGUAAAAUGCACAAAUGCACUGUUAAACAUAAUGGAAAUCACUAAUUGUUCAUAUUAAAAUGAUAACUCAGUAAUCGAUUGUAGUCAAUUUUCAAAAAUGCAAAAACUAACGAAUCAAAAAUAAAUUAUUGCAACAAGUUCUGUUUUCUAUGCUAAAUAAAACGUAUACCAAAUGCUUAAUUUAUAAGGUGAUUCCUUUAAAUUAAAAGAAUUUAGAGAAUAAAUUAAGUAAUACUGUUCUACUCCUUUAAAAAAUGAGGAAAUUUUAGCUGACAAUAGAAAAUUUACUAGUUGCUUAUAAAUGAUGUGGGUUAGCACAUUCUUGAUCGAUGGCUUAGGUCUUUUAAACAAUGAAGUAACAGCUAUCAAGAAAUAUAACACAUAUAAUAUAGAUUGGUCUUUAGGAUCAUUGAUUUAUGAUAUCAAUACUUUGCAAUGCGACUAUUUAGAUAUGAAUUAAUGUAUUGAUAGAAUUACAAUUAACGAUAUUAGCAAUAAAGAAAUUGAAGAUAAUAAUGCUUUUAGCAGCUCUUUGAUUAUUAAUUCAUUCUUCUCACUAUUUAUUUUAGUGAUAGCUAAUCUCUUUGUUUGA
Tetrahymena thermophila SB210 is the source of this 1497-nucleotide messenger RNA. Its product is annotated as GDA1/CD39 nucleoside phosphatase family protein. The record is from RefSeq and is a predicted model, not a curated record. Gene Ontology annotation, biological process: nucleoside diphosphate catabolic process. The transcript is spliced from 4 exons. Gene Ontology annotation, molecular function: nucleoside diphosphate phosphatase activity. Lineage: Eukaryota; Ciliophora; Oligohymenophorea; Hymenostomatida; Tetrahymenidae. Gene Ontology annotation, cellular component: membrane.